UUGAGGGGGGUCAGAUAGAGGCGUAGAGGAGCUGCAGCGUCUGUUCUUCCCUCGUGCUGGAAAGCGGUGCACUUUGAUGCACCGAGGACUCGUUUUUAAGGGCCUUUCGACUGAUGCGCUCAUCCGUGUGCGAUGCUUUUGACCGCCUUCCCCCAGCUGCAUGUAGUAAAGGUUGACGAGCCUGUCGACAUGCUCCCCAAAUCGAGAAAAGCGCUCAGCAUCCAGGAGAUCGCUGCACUGGCCAGAUCUUCCUUUAACGGUAUCUCUCAGGUGGUGAAGGAUCAUGUGACUAAGCCCACAGCGAUGGCUCAGGGGAGGGUGGCUCACCUGAUUGAGUGGAAAGGCUGGUCUAAACCGUUCGACCCAUCGUCCGCCACUCUGCAGUCCCACUUCAACUCCUACUCCCACCUGAGCGAGGGCGAGCAGGAGGCUCGCUUCGCAGCAGGAGUGGCGGAGCAGUUUGCGAUCGCCGAGGCGAAGCUGCGAGCCUGGAACUCUGUUGAUGAAGAGGAUGUGGAUGAGGAGUGUUCCGAAGAGGAUCUCCCUCAGAAUAACGACUUGACCAUCACGACCCAAAGCUCAGACGCCGCGUUGUCCAAUCGGGAGUUUGCGGUGCCGUGCCAGGCUGAGGCUGACCUUGAAACGUUCGUGGACGACCAGAGUGGCCUGCGGGAGUCCGGCCUUUGCCAGUUUAACUGUGAAGAGCAGGCCGUGAUAGAUGUAGUUCCAAAAGGGGUUGAAAAACUACAACUCCCAGCAGAUGAAGCCUACAGCCAGGUCCAUGAGUUCUCCAAGGCUGACCGCCGGCCCUUCUGGAGCCGGGGAGAUUCCUGCUAUCACUCCACCUCCCACUCUGAGUCUGGCCUUUCUCCAGAAGAGGAAGAAGAGGAGGAUGGAAGAGAGGUAGAAGAAGGAGAGGACAAUGUGUUUCAGGAGGUUAUCCGCUGGUACAGCCGCUGCAGGAGCAUCUCCGACACUUCUGGAGCGGCUUCCUUCGACGACGAAGAGGCGGAAGACAGAGAGAUCGCCAGGCAGUGAUGUCCCUCUCUCUAUCUCUCCCUCUUUUCCUUCUCUUUCUCUGUAAGGUCCCUUUAGUGCAAAGGUCACCAGCCCUCCACCUGGAGAUCUGCUCUCCAUCCCUGCAGUGUUUUGUUUCAAUGUUAACACCGUAACGCCAAGGCAAACACCUACUCCAGCUAAUAAACAUCUCAGAAGAUCUUGA
Pygocentrus nattereri (red-bellied piranha) is the source of this 1222-nucleotide messenger RNA. It is a transcript of the gene fam131aa, whose product is annotated as family with sequence similarity 131 member A. The transcript is spliced from 5 exons. The coding region runs from base 133 to 1038 and encodes 301 amino acids. The record is from RefSeq and is a predicted model, not a curated record. NCBI's taxonomy places the organism in Eukaryota, Metazoa, Chordata, Actinopteri, Characiformes, Serrasalmidae.